Messenger RNA from Sorex fumeus (smoky shrew), 1576 nucleotides. Its product is annotated as apolipoprotein A-IV-like. Gene Ontology annotation, cellular component: extracellular region; blood microparticle; high-density lipoprotein particle. Gene Ontology annotation, biological process: high-density lipoprotein particle assembly; very-low-density lipoprotein particle remodeling; phospholipid efflux. NCBI's taxonomy places the organism in Eukaryota, Metazoa, Chordata, Mammalia, Eulipotyphla, Soricidae. Gene Ontology annotation, molecular function: phospholipid binding; phosphatidylcholine-sterol O-acyltransferase activator activity; cholesterol binding. The coding region runs from base 73 to 1224 and encodes 383 amino acids. The record is from RefSeq and is a predicted model, not a curated record. The transcript is spliced from 3 exons.
UGCACUUGUCUGGCUUUCUCAGGACCCAGGAAGCUUCCAGAGCAGUGGGAGACUUGUCCCCAGCAGCCCAGGAUGAUCCUGAAGGCUGUGAUCCUGAGCCUGGCCCUGGUGGCUGUCUCUGGUGAUUCGGAAGUACCUCCAGGUAAAUGGCCUGAGGUCAGCGACAAACAGGUGGCCGCCGUGGUGUGUGACUACUUCAGCCAGCAGAACACCACUGCCAAGGAGGAAGAGGAGCAGAAAUCCGAACUGACCCAGCAGCUUGAAACACUCUUCCAGAAUUACUUCUGGGCAAGACUCCAGGACAAGCCCUACAUCUACGACGUGAAGGAUCUGGUGCCCUUUGCCGUCAGCCUGCACCUACGCCUCACCCAGGAAUCGGACAAGCUGAAGGAGGAGAUCCGGAAGGAGCAGGAAGAGCUGCGGGCCAGGAUGCUGCCCCACGCCCAAAAUGUGAGCCAGAGCAUCGCGGACUACUUGGUCCUGAUGAGGGAGGUCGUUGAUCAAUACCUCAACAUGAUAAAUCAGAUCAUCACUGGUAAGAGGCAGGGGUUGGAGAAGGGGGUACCGCUCAUCUUAAACCUCAUCGAGACAGCGCUGCGUGACAAUGGGGAGGACCUGCCGGCCUUUCUGACGUCCAUCACCGACAGGGUCAAGAAUGAAACCAUGGGCAGGAUCAUUAUAUUUGAGGCAUAUCAAUUAGAAUAUGAAAAAUUUCUCAUGGCGGGAAUUGACCAGAAGAUAGAGGAGCUGCGCCGCAGCCUGGCCCCUUUCGCACAGGACAUGCAGGACAAGCUGGACCACCAGCUGGAGGGCCUCUUCUUCCAGAUGAAGAAGCACGCCGACCAGCUGCAGGCCAACAUCUCUGCCGGGUACCAGGAACUGUGUCAGCGGCUGAAGAACAUAAUAGAUGACACGCAGAAAACGCUGAGGGGCAACUCGGAGGAGCCGCAGAAGGCUGUGGCCGAGAUGGGUAAACAAUACGACCAGCAGUUGGAGGAAUUCCAGCGCACUCUGGCCCUUUAUAAAGAGCCUUUCGAAAAAGCCAUGGUGCAGCUGGUGGAGGAGUUUGGACGGAAACUGGUGUCGCCCAAUGUGGGGGAGGGGGAAGACUAUUUGAUCUUCCUGGAGAAGGACCUGAAGGACAAGGUCAAGUCCUUCUUCAACACCAUCAAGAAGGAGAGUCAGGAGAAGCACCCUGCCCUGCAGAAUCAGGACAAGAACUAACCCUCCUGGAGCAGGCACAGACCCCGCCCCUUUGGAGCGGAGACCCGCCCACUAAGAAAACGGCCCCGCCCCUCGCAGCAGAGCCACGCCCCUUUAGAACGGAACACGCCGCUCAGAGCAAAGACACGCCCCUUUAGUCUAGCCCCGGCCCUUUGGCAUAGAAGCCUUUGGCCCAGAAAUCUGCCCCUGUAGAAAGCUGAGCUGUCCAUGAUGCUCCAGCUCCUCCCAUGCCAGAGACUCCUGCCUGCUCUGACCCAUCUCCCUGGGGUCCCCACGUGGGUCUGGUUUGAGCUUGGGGACACAGGGCCUGUAGGAAGGAAUUUACCUUUUGCUACUGUAAAUAAAGCAACAG